Molecule: messenger RNA, 12425 nt
Organism: Symphalangus syndactylus (siamang)
Lineage: Eukaryota; Metazoa; Chordata; Mammalia; Primates; Hylobatidae
Gene: RTL1
Product: retrotransposon Gag like 1
Source: RefSeq, a predicted model, not a curated record
UCCAGUGGGGUAUUCGUCUCCAGGACAUGAGUCUCAUCUCCUUCCUGGUGAUGACCUGCAAGGUGGGUCUGCCUCCAUUUCCCUCCAUUGGGGAUCGAGCACCGUGCCUGGCCCAGAAAAAGAAUCAGGACAUGCUGCUGUAUGAAUUAAUGAACUAUGGGCAGAGGGACUUGGUGAAACAAAAAAAAAAAACAAAAGAAACAUUUGGGGACAAUAAAAUCGAAAUGCAUUUGGAGGCUGGAGAAUGGGAAACUCAGUCUUUUCGGAGAGAAGCAUGAGGAACAGGAAAUGGAAGCUGGAAACUGUAGAUGGUGAAAAGCUCUGGUUUCAUGCGAAAAGAACUUCAGGUUUAUAGUUUAAGUAGAGAAGAGCAAUCUAAAGAUUUUCAAUGUAAGAAAUAAUUGGUCCAAUUUUCAUUUCAUGCUCAGGCAUUUAGAUUUUAUGUUGAGGACAUGAAAUUUGACAGGUUUGAAGCUGGGAGUGCCAUGAUUAAAACUGGGUGCCUUGCUAAGAUGGUGAGGCUUUUUGUAGUGAUGAAAACACGUUGAGAUUUUAAGCAAGAGCUUCAUAAUUUGAGUUUCCUGGGAAGAAAUCUGGACUUUGUUUUGAGGGAUGGCAGGAUCAAAGUUUUAUAUCAUGCUAAGGAGUCUGGAUUUUUGCCAAAGGGUUUUAAGAAAUGUGAUGAUGAGAUUCUUGCUUGUGGGAGAUAAGUAUGCAGAAAAACAUGAUAAAAUAUAUUUGACGGGUAAUGGCUUUGGGAUUCACAUUACAAGCAACAAGGAAACACUGGAAAUUGUAAAAGAAAAGUAACGGCCACCAAUUUAACAAUCAUGCGCAAACAUUUUGACUUUCUGUCUUGGGGGAGUGCCAAUUUCAACCUGCAGAGCUUGCCUAGGAGGUGUGAUUAAUGUUGACACCAAAGUUGAAAGAAUUUUAUCAGAGGAGUUAAAUGAUCGAUAUUGCGAAUAUGAAAAGAAAUUUGGAAUUUAUUUUGAGGCUCCAACAUGAUUAGACUUUUGCAUACACCUAGGAAUUUGAUUUAGCCAAUAAAACUUUCUAACAGUGGCCUGGUGGGUUUUUUGCGUAUGAUAAAUAGUAUGCAGUGAAUUACAAAAUAAAAUUCACAUUUUAUGCUAAGAAUUUUGACUUUUCUUCCAUUUACAAUUAAGAGACACUGUAAGAUUUUAAAGAGGAGUUAUAAGGUCAAAUUUUAUAUAUUGUCCUAGGAAGUGUGAAUUUUCCUUUAAGGGAUGACAUGAUCAAAUUUUUAUAUCAUGUUAAUAACUUUGGAUUCAAGCCAAUAAAGGGCUUAAAGCAAGAACAGGAUGCGAUUUGGGGUUUUUUAAUAGAUCAUCGUGAGAGAAAUUACACGGUAAAAUGUUGCAUUUUGUGUUAAGUAGUUGGGACUUUAUGUUACAGGCAAUGAAGAAACUUCGAGAAGUUUUAAGUUGAGAAGUUACAUGCCCAAACAAGUGCAUUUUGGCACAGCUAAAAGACAGGAUCUCUAUGAUAAAGAUGAUAUGAUCAAAUUUUGCUCACAUGCUAAGGAGAUGUGAUUUUACGUGAGAGUUGAAGGCAUUCAAGUGCUGUGUUUGGAAGGGGUGGGGGAUGAGCUCAUUGAGCUCAUUGUUGAAAUCUUAUGCAGAGGCGUUCGGAUGUCAGCCAGUAAAGAGUUUUAAGGAGUAAAUUGAUGAGAGUUUUGUCUCCAGAGAAAUUGGAUUGUAAACAUAUUUUAAGUUAAGGUGUCUGGAUUUGCUGAACCAGAUAAUGAAUAAGCAUCAGACCACUUCUGAGGAGAGGCAUCCCCUGGGCACAAGGGCACCCAGGUGGGGCUCCAUGUGGGCACAAGGGCACCCAGGCAGGGCUCCAUGCUGAGGAGACGGGUCAUUUAUAAACAGAGCAUGUUUUUAUAAAAAGAAGUUAUAUGAUUAAAUUUACAUAGCAUGCUAAGAAGUUUGGACACUAUUUUGAGGGACGACAGGAUUACAUUUUUAUGCCAUGCUAAGGAAUUUGGACUUCAGCCAUUAAGAGUUUUUUUUUUGUUUUUUUUAUUUUGAGAGGGAAUCUCCCUCUGUUGCCCAGGCUGGAGUGCAGCGGCGCAAUCUCGGCUCACUGCAACCUCCCAGGUUCAAGCGAUUCCCCUGCCUCAGCCUCCAAGUAGCUAGGAUUACAGGCGUGAACCACUACUCCCGGCUAAUUUUUGCAUUUUUAGUAGAGACAGGAUUUCAGCAUGUUGUCCAGGCUGACCUCGAACCCCUGACCUCAAGGGAUCCACCUGCCUUGGCCUCCCAAAGUGCUGGGAUUACAGCUGUGAGCCACCAUGCCUGGCCCAUUAAGAGAUUUUUAAGGCAGUAACAUGGCAGAAAUUUUGUCUUGGGUAGAGUAGUCAGAGAAAUUUUACAGUAAAAUGCAUUGUUCUAUGCUAAAAAAUAAUUAGACCUUAUCUCACAGGUAAUUAAGACAUCGAAUAAAGCUUUAAGCAGAAGUUAUAAGAGCAAAUUCGUGUAUCUUGCAAGGGAGUGUGACCUUUUUAUUUUGAGGAAUGACAUGGUCAGAAUUUUGUAUCAUGCGAAGAGGUUUGGAAUUAAGCCAAUAAAGGGUUUUAGGAGUGACCUGAUGAGAUUUGGGGGUUCGUAUUAAUCAGCUGGCAAGUAAAUUACAUGGUGAAAAUUUUUAUUUUAUGCUAAGUGGUUGAAACUUCACAGGCAAUAAAAAUGAAUUUUAUAUGUGUUAAAUAGAGAAAUUAUGAGAUGACCUUUAUUCAUCUUGCUAACAGUUUAAACUUUGAUGUUAAGAAGUAUUAAGAUUUUUCUAACAUGCCGAGGAUAUUAGAUUUUGAGCUGAAGGCAGGAACACUGAAGGAUUUAAUCAUUCACAUGGUCGAAUUUGUAAAUAUGUUAAGGAGUGUAGACUUUAUAUUAAGAGGGUACAUAAUCUAGUUUUUAAAUCAUCUUGCUAAGAAAUUUAAAUUUUCACCUAUAAAGAGUUUUAAGUGAGAGACAUGCUGAGAUUUUUAUUCCUGAUAGAUAAGUCUGCAGAUGAAUUACUUAGUUAAAUUUUGUAUUUCAAUUAGAAUUUUAUAUUAGAGGUUUGGAAUUUUACAGUAAUAAUGCAUAUCUCAGAGGACUUUUAUGGAGAGGAAAUGAGUUAAUUUAUGCAGUGUGCUGUGUAGAUGAUGAUGAUUCUUAUAAUUCUUAUGCCAUGCUAAUUUGUAUACUGUGCUUUAAAAAAAUGUGAUCUCUACCUUGAGGAAUGACAAAAUAAGAAUUUUAUAUUAUAUUAAGGCCCUUACAUUUUAGCCAGAGAAUAGUUUUGGUGAGUUAACAUGUCAGAUAUGUUUAUGCUAGAAGGUUUGGAUUUAAUAUUGCAGACAGUAAAUAAACAGUGGAAGGCUUUAAUCAGAGAGACUGCAUGAUCAAAUUUAAGUGUCAUGCUAACAAGGGUGUACUUAAUUUUGAGAAACAGCAGAUCUGAAUUUUGUAUCCUGUUGGAAAGCUUGGAUUUUAGCCAAUGAGUUUCAUGUAAGGGGGAACGCAUUUUUUUUUUUUUUUUUUUUUUACAGAUGGGUCCAGUGGCUUAGAAGAAAACUGAGAAGUAACAAAAGGUGUUAAAUUUAUAAAGAGCAGUAACUUUACAGCUAAUCUAUCAGAUAAUCAAAGCUCAAUCUGCUCUGCCCCAGCAGAGAAGAAAUGUGCAAAUAACCCCAACCAAGACAUUCUCUUUCAAUUCUGUCUCAGCCCACUAAAACCACCCAACACUAGAUUUCCAAAAAUCCAUUCUGGGACCGUCAGAUUCCAAAGAUGUCACAUGCUCCCCCCCACCCCCAUGCUCAGUGUCCCAACUCUGCCAGAUACACGUCUGUUGGGAGGGCUCAACCAGCAACAGAGAGAAAAAGAUAUUUGCUAGAAUGAGGAGACCAGACCCACUGGAGUAAAGAAGGGGACCUGGGAGGAUAAGAUUGGAGAGGCGUGCAGACAUGCUUGCAUUGGUGAAAUUGAGGCCAGAUGUGUGAAGUUCCAGAAGCCUCACAAAGAGGGCAGUCCUGCGAGAGUGGAGAUUGUAGGAAGAGAAGGAGAUUAUUUGAAGAUCUCCUCAACAGCUCAGAGCUUGAGAGAACAUAGCAUUGCAAGGAGACCAAAUCGAGAAAGAGCAAUUGGCCAAAAGUCAGAGUUGGAAUCAAGUAACAAAUAUGCAAUUAUCCAGCACAUAGUAGGUAUGUUAUAAACUUUAUGGGAAAAAAAAUUAAGAACCCAGACCUGUAUACACCCCCUGAAAUUUCUAUUUUGAACAUGGGGAAGGAAAUAAGAGCUAUUUUGGGCUGCUGACCCAACUGACGGGACAGUGGCCAAGUGCCCGUUUUCUCCUCUUCCACUGCACUGCUCAAACAGUAGCCAUCUUUGCUAGAGAGUCCCGCUCCACAACCAAGGCGGCUGGGCUUGCUGCAGAGCCCUGAGCCUGCCAGGGGUGGCUUUGGAUGGUGCUGAGAUGUGACCUCUGUGAUUCUCAGGUGACCAAAGCAGGAAAAGAGGAUUGACCACGUGCAUGUGCCAGGGGGAAAUGGAGCAGCCUGUGCACCCUGCCAGGUGCCCGCCUACCACGGUGGCUGCUCCCAGCCGGUCACUCCACAGAAUUUAUGGGCUGUGACUUUCUCACAUCUAUGGAGGAAAUGGACAGGACAGGCAGACUGAAUAAGCCUGGGAGGCAGGUCAGGGGUUGACAGAUCUUCCCUCCCUGGGGGCGCCCCAAGUGACCAGCCAAGGAGGCUGGCUGGAUACAAGAAGGCUUUCCCCCAUUUCUCUCUGCUCUGAUUAGCUGGGCAUCUGAUUUGUCCUUGAGACCCUGAUACUGCCACUUCACAAGAUCCUAAACUACUGCCUUUACCCCCCACUCCCCCUCCACCACCAGGUUCUGAUCUCCACAGUCCCAGCUACUGACUGGACGCCAUCACAACCUUACCAAUCUUCAGAAUACACUCUUUUCCAUCCGACGAAAUGAUAGAACCCUCUGAAGACUCAUUUGAGACGAUGAUGGAGCAUAAAAAUCCAUCAUCAAAACAAAUGGAGUCCUCCGAGGGCUCAUCCAACACCACCGAGGCGACAUCAGGCAGUGAAGUGCGGGGAGAGGCAGGGCCAGCCAGCAGACCAGCCCAGGAAAAGAGGGAGCCACCCAGUGGCCCACUCCAGGAAAUGGAAGAGCUGCCCACUGAUCUACUCCAAGACAUGGAGGAGCCAUCCAGUGGCCCACGUAAGGAAAUAGAGGAUCCACCCAAUGACCUACUCCAAGACAUGGAGGAGUCAUGCAACGGUUCACACCAGGCAAGGGGGGAUCCACUCAGUGGAGCAUCUGAUAGGAUGAAAGAAGCAUCAGUCAACCCAUCGGGAGCCCGAGAAGAGCAAGAGGCUCACACUGACCUGAAGGAAUCGGGAAGGGAGGAGACUCCUCAAGAAGAGCAAAACCAGACCGAGCACUCAACUGCUGAACUUAUGGCCAUGACGAGGUCCAUCAUCUCGCUGUACUUCCGAAUGCAAGACCUCAAAGAGCAACAGAGAGUAGCAGAAGAGAUUUUGAUCAAAGGGAUCAAUGCAGGCCAACUGCCCGCCCCAAAGCACUUCUCUGGCGAUCGCAGAGAAUUCCACGAGUUCAUCGUACUCUGCCAACUGACCUUACAGAGCUACCCAAGAAUGUUCUAUAACGACCGUCUGCGAGUCGGCUAUGUCAUCAAUCACCUGUCCGGCUUGGCAUUAGAAUGGGCCAAAGCUCUACUGCAGGAAAACAGCCCCCUGAUCGGAGACUUCCCAGCCUUCCUGGAGGCCAUGUCAGAGGUGUUUGAGUACCGCCAGGCACUGCGUGUGGCAGAAGAGGCCAUGUUCACCAUCAGGCAGGGCGGCCGCUCUGCCACUGAAUACAUCGAUGAGUUCCAGAGCCUGGUACCCAUCUUGGGCUGGCCAGAUGAAGUCCUGCAGGCCCACCUGUGCCAGGGGCUCAACGAGGAGAUCAGGCACUAUCUAUUCCGGGUCCCUCAGCCGGAUUCCCUGGACAGUCUGAUUGUGCUCAUCCUGCAAAUAGAGGAGAAGCUGGCAGAGAGAAGAGCCAUGCUCAGGCUGCCCCCCGAGGCCCGCCCCCGGAACCUGACCUGGAUCGACUCACCUGCUCCAGAGAGGUGGAUGGUCAGCAGCUGGCUGCCCAGCGAAGUCCAUCCGGACAUCAAUCGCGCCCACCUCUUCCUGCUGCUCAUGGUGAGAGUGAACCCCUACCACAGCGUCGCGGUCCAGGCCCUGGUGGAUUCGGGAGCUGACGGCAACUUCAUGGAUGAGAAGUUCGCCCAAGAGCACUACGUCGAGCUCUACGAGAAGCCGUACCCACAGCCGGUCCAAUCCGUGGACGGCUCGCUGAUUGGCAACGAGCCUGUCUGGCUCUACACGGAGCCCCUGGUGUGUAUCCACCAGAACCACCAGGAGUCCAUCGAAUUUGACAUCGUACCUUCACCGAACUUCUCCGUGGUCCUGGGCAUCCGCUGGCUCCGAGUCCACGCCCCCGAAGUCGACUGGAUCAAAGGCCGCUGCACCUUCCACUCUCCCUACUGCCUGAAGAACUGCUUCCGCCCGCCCCCGCCAUGCAUUGCCCUGGAGAGGCACGGCAUGAGCCUGCUACCCGGACUGCCACACCCAUACUCAGACCUGGCCGACGUGUUUAACCCGAAGGAAGCAGAUGAUGAGACUUCCGACCAGCCAAGCUCAGACGGAUCCGAUGAUCUUUCUGAAUCAGAGCCCUCUGAGCUUCAGCAGGCUGGAGACAGUGAUCACAGCGAGACCUUUUACGAGUGUCCCUCCACCGCGCCUUGGGAACCUGUGGGUGCCAGGAUGCAAGAAAGAGCCAGGCUACGGGAGGAAUACUGGGACCUGCAGGACAUGCUGACCAACAGACAGGACUACAUACAGAUGAUUCCGGAACUGUUUGACCAGUUACACGGAGCCGAGUGGUUCACAAAACUGGAGCUGCGUGGGACCAUUGUGGAGGAAAGCGAGAACGGGCACCGCACCGAAGAUGUGUGGAAAGCGGCGUUUGGUUUGGAGCUUGAAGAGAUGAAGAGCUACCAGCCGUUCGCGCUCUCCCCAGACCCUAUCAUACCUCAGAACGUGAUUCACUUCAUCCUAAAGGACAUGCUAGGGUUCUUUGUGCUUUCUUAUGGCCAGGAAGUCCUGAUCUACUCAAUGAGUCAGGAGGAGCACCUCCACCACGUCCGCCAAGUCCUGGUCCGCUUCCGCCAUCACAACGUCUACUGCUCCCUGGACAAGAGCCAGUUCCACCGCCAAACCGUGGAAUUCCUGGGCUUCGUCGUCACCCCCAAAGGGGUGAAACUGAACAAGAACGUCAUGACCAUCAUAACAGGGUACCCUACCCCUGGCUCCAAGCUAUCUCUGCGAAACUUCAUCGAAUUCGUCUUCCCCUACCGCCACUUCGUGGAGCGCUUCAGCAUCAUCGCAGAGCCCCUGGUGCGGCAGCUGCUCAGCUCCUACCAGUUCUGCUGGGGAGUCCAGGAGCAGGAGGCCUUCGAGUGCCUGAAGAGGGCUUUCCGCAAGGCGCCCCUCCUCCACCACCCCAAGCCCCAGAACCCCUUCUACUUGGAAACCGGCGUCACCAGCACGGCCCUGCACGCCUCCCUGAUCCAAAUUGACGACCAAACCGGCAAGAGAGCCUGCUGUGCUUUCUACUCCCGCAACAUCUCCCCUAUCGAGGUUGAGUACUCUCAAGUGGAGAUGAAGAUUCUUCCAAUACGGGCUGCCUUCAUGGUGUGGUGCCGCUACCUGGAGAACACCGAGGAGCCCAUCAUGAUCCUUCUCAACACAGAGGAUCUAGCCUCUCUGAAUAAUGACAGGCUCACCGUACUUCUCCCCGGGCAUUGGGUCUUCUUCUUCUCCCACUUCAACUUUGACGUCAUGGAGCUGCCAGAACAAGACGGCGGCCGAGCUCUGCCACCUGUGAGAAACCUCCGGUGGAGGAGAGCCUUCCAGAGGAACACUGCCGCCAGGCAAACCCUGCUGCUGGCCUCAAGGGGAUUCCCCAGGGAUCCAGCGAUGGAAUCCGGGGAAGAAGAGAACGAAGAACAGGAUGAGUCCAAUGAACAGACCCUAAGGCAAGAGCUGCUGGCCCUGAUACCCAUCGACCAGAUCCUCAACAGCUUCCUCGCCCACUUCAGCGUGGCCCAGAUCAGGGCCGUCAUUCUGCAUUUCUUCCGAGGCCUCCUGUACUGGAAGAACACCCUAGCCCUGGCAGCCAUCCUUGUGCUACUGCGGGUGAGGCAGUGCCUCUCGCUGCGGCCGGCACCCACCAUGCAGGUGGCUCGGCCCCAGCCCCAGCGCUCCCUACGACUCAUCCUGGAUUCGUCCCUCAUCGCAGGCAGCAGCAUCACGACAGCCAUCACCCAGCUGCUCACCCAGAUGCCCGCUCUCGUAGGCGCAAACACCAUCCCAGCCCAGGAGCUGGCUGAGCUGUUCCUGGGCCCUGGCCGCUGGCAGCGAAAUGCUCUACACUCCCAGGCCCACCGAGGCCUGCAGUUCACCCCUGGGUUCUGGCUGACGCUGUGUGAGUUCUUCGGUGUCAGAGUCACCCCCCAGGAGGGCCACCUCCCUGCCCUGCGUCAGAACCGCUACCUGGAGCUGCACGUCGUUGGUGAUGAGGAUGUUGUCUUGCGAGAAGCCCUGCAAGACGACCUGCAACGUUACCGUCAGUGUGGCCUGCAUGACGGCCUGCAAGACACCUCGCAGGACAAGCAGGACAACGACGUGCAGGAGGCCUCGCCCAGCCACACAGCAGCCGCCCACCCACCCCGCCCACGCCACCUGAUGGAUCCCCAGGUCCUGGAAUUCCUCGGUAGCCGCCUGCUCCACAUCCGCAGUGCGGAUGGCCAGCUGCACCUGCUCAGCCGGGAGCAGGCGGCCAGGGCCCUGAGCCGGUUCCUGACCCUGAUCUACAGGCGGGCCCUGCCCAUCCCCGCCUGGGAGAGCCAGCCCAGGGAGCAGGCGAGGCUGGAAGAGCUGCCUGAUGAGGACGAAGAUGCUGACCUCGACUGAAGACGCCUCCCCGUCUCUAGCAAAGAGUCCCCUCUAUUUCUCGCCCCAACACCUCCCGACGUCCCCUGGCCUCCCCGUGCCUCAGCCUGCUUCGCUUCCCUUCCUGCCACUCCUGACCCGAGAGGAACCCACUUGUGAAGGGCAACAACUUCUUCAACUCAUCAACCAGCAAUGCCACCUGUGCUAACGGACUAUCCAGUCCUCAGAGACCCAGCGCCAGCCCUGGGCUGCAAGUUCUCAGUUCUCCAGGUCCCAAGCCCGUGCCCGGGAGUGACAUCCAUGAGGGAGAAAGCAGUGGCGAGCAGGAAGUGACCCCAUGACGCAUGGUCAGAUGAAGAAGCAGGCACAGCAGGCGCAGCCAAGCAAGCAGGUGCCGGGGCCCCCCACCCGGCCUGGCGACGGCCACCCUGUGCCGCCCUGGGACACUGACCUCGGGUGCUCCACUGACUUCUUCUACCUCCACUGCCGGUGCUCCUGCUCCCCUGAGCUCCCACCCCCACCCCCCAACCCCCACCCCCCAACCUCCCGACGUCUGAUGAUGUGGUGCCUCCCUCACCCCCAUCCCACCCUGCAAGCAAGCCCACCCCCACACCCCCACCACAUCUGCUUCAGCUUUUUUGACCCCACCUUCCUCUGGCCCUGAGCUCUGGACUUACCUGGACAAAGCCGCUCUUUGGGGCAUCCGGACGUACCAGUGCCACUUACCAGACUUGUACAGCAAAGAGGGCCCCCUUCAUGCCUUGGGGUGCCUUUCCCUCCCAACACUGAACACUGGACAAUGCAAGAGUGCAGGGGCCCCUCGUAAAGGGAUGGUGUCCCAGAAGGCACACAGACACCCAGGGGACCAUGCAGAGUCGCAGAGAGGCUCUGGCCACACCACCACUUUGCACGGGGAGUAGACCCUUCCCCACCCCCUGAGCUUUCUCACCCCCCAAUCUUUUUGCACUCCUCAAAUAAAGCAAAAUAAAAAACUGUCUGACUUUGGGGUUUGUUCUAAAAGUGGAGGUGGUGGGAGGAUAGGCGGGGAGGGGACACGCAUGGGAGGAGGGAGGGAGUAGGUGGGGUGGUGGGGGGGGCAAGUGGACUGGGCAGGAAAGGUGGGGGCAGGAAACACUCUGCCCUGAAACAGCCCCUGGGGGCCUGGCACAUGGGCAGCAGGCCUCCCCCAACCUUCCUGAAGGUGUCCCCACCAAGACUCUGGGCACUUCUUUCUGCCCUGACAAGGUACCCACCCUCACUGAGGCCCCCAGGGAUGUGCACCCCCCACAGGCUCAUGUCAAAGAGAGGAGAGGACAGAAGAGGUGCCUCAGCGCAGUGGGAGGCGGGGGAGUGGGGGCUGCCUCUCCUAAGGGUUCCAGAAAAGGGAGCCCCGAAACCCAAAUCCCACGUCUGGCCUUGGCCUCCUCGCCAUGUGAGAAACGAGGUGCGGUCUGAGCCCCACACUGCAGGGUCCACAAGCUCUGGUCUCAAGCAGUCCCUAACCCCCACCCCGAGAGGAAAAGGCCUGGGUCCCAUUUCAGAGGGUCAUGCUGUCCCCAGAGUGGCAAACUGGCUGUUGUGAGGGUGAGGGUGCACUGCCCUGGGUAGGGGGGCUGCCGGGGGUCCCACAGGAGUUGGGGAGGUAGGGCAGGUGGCACUCACCCACUCUGAGUUCCCCCUCCACAAUCCAGGACACGCUGACCCCUCUUCCUGGCCAUGGGUCACACCUAUCCAGGAGUGGCCUCCAACCUCCCAGAGCACCCCCGCCCCACUGCAACCCUCCACAGGUGAGAGCUCUGUGAGGACACAGAGGGGAAGGAGCCGUGGGCCUCUCUCAGCACGACCUUGAACUUCAUCUAGGAGGGCAAAAACACUGCAGCUCCGUGCACAUGGCCCCCCGUGCCAGGACACACCAGCUCUGCCCUCUCUGCCCUGCUGAGGAACCUGCUCCUGAAGACACAGUGUGAGGCUCAAACUCAGGGGCCCCACCGGGGCCUGACCAGCCUGAGUUGGAGCAGCCCCAUCCCCUAGGAAAGCCAUUUCCACCUGGCCCCAGAGUUCUCAGCUCCCACAAGGAAGAGACCCCACUCUGUCCUCGAGGGGAGGCACGGGAGCAUGACAGCCCCCAGACAGUGUGGCUCUGCCUCCUGCCUCUACCCAUCAUGGACCAGGACCACUGGGCACACAGUGGGGAGCCCCUGCCCAAGGACACACCCCACGGGAGCCCAAGGCUGGCACUGCAAGCUCAGCCUCCUUCCUUCCCUGCACUGCCCAGCCCCACAGGGCUCACGAUGCCCUCACAAGUCCCCGGGGCGCCUGGCCUUCAGCCACCGUCCACCUGUCUGAAGAAUCUACCCCUGAUAGCAGCACCAGGAGAUCAUGGUCAGGAUCCCCAGGUUCCAAGGCAGGGGCUACACCUCUGGGCUUCUCUCUCCCUCCACUGGCUGGCUGCAGGAAGGCCUCUCCCAGCCUCAGUUUCCUCAUCUGUCACUCCAACCCACCAAGGCUGCUGUGAGGAUUCAGAGUUAAGAAUCAACUGCUGGGCACAGCUGGCACUGAGGGCUCCCAGCCCCAUCCACAGGCUUCUUAUGUCAAUUUCCCAAGGUAAACUUAGGGAAAUCAAGGCCCAGAACUGGCUGCAGAGGAGCUGAGGACAGAGCCAGGAUGGAGGCCCCUUCCUGGUGGCUGAUCUUUGUCCUCUCACCUGGGCCACUUCACCCACUCCACCUCCAGUCACAAGGCCCAACAAUGACCCCCACAACAGCCAACACCAUAGCAGCUCCAGGAGCUCAAGGGCUCCAUGUCUGUCUGUCCGUUCACCUAGCACUCGGCCUCUGAUGGCAGCCCAAGACAGGCUGCCAUGGGUUAAGGCCAGGGGCUCAGCGGCAAGAGGUGCAGAUCCCCUUUAGUGACCUGGCCCCAGAAGGCCCCAACUCUGACUUGCUGGGUGACCUCAGGUAGUGGCUGUCCAUCUUCCAGCCUGUUUUCCCAUCAUCAAAUGGGGGAUGUAGUGAGAGGGAGGGUCGUUUCCAGAAUAACCAGACCCAGUCUCCAAGGGCCGCUGGUUCCUAAAACCCCCUCUGUUCCCAGACGACAUUCUCCUUGAGGCUCCCAAGUCCCCUGAAGUAAACUACCUUGGGAUAGAGCCUGGGGUCAUAAUGGAGGGUCCCUAGAUCAGGUCUCCUGGAGGCCACCCCUGGAGGGUCCCAGAGGCUGGACUUUAAUGGCAAACUUCUGUCUUUGCUUGGUAAGGGCUCCCUGGGUAAAUGUGGGGUGGAUUGGCAGUCCCCGUGUCCCUGCAGCCAGGACCGUCGAGGACCGCCAUCCUUUCCUCCUGGCCAUCAAAGGAGGAGGGGCAAGGCCGGGUGCAGUGGC